UUUUGAUUUCUGUCCAUCGCGUUCCCCUUUGGUUUCCCUUCCUGUUGUUGUUUUUCCAUCGCAGGUAGCCAUCAUGUCGAGCCUUGCCAGAUCUGCCAACCUCUUGCUGCGUUCCAGCCGCGCCUCUCUGCUGCGUCCGCGUGCUGUGAACCCUAUCCAGCAUGUCUUCGCCAAAGACAGAUUGGCUGCCCGGGGUCUGGCAACCGCUUUCGAGCGUACUAAGCCUCACGUCAACAUCGGUACCAUUGGUCACGUCGAUCACGGCAAGACCACUCUGAGUGCUGCCAUCACCAAGCAGCAGGCCAGCAAGGGCCUUGCGAACUUCCUCGACUAUGGCUCUAUCGACAAGGCCCCUGAGGAGCGCAAGCGUGGAAUCACCAUCUCCUCUGCUCACAUCGAGUACGCCACCGAGGCUCGCCACUACUCCCACGUCGACUGCCCUGGUCACGCCGAUUACAUCAAGAACAUGAUUACUGGUGCUGCCAACAUGGACGGUGCCAUUGUUGUCGUUGCUGCUUCUGACGGUCAGAUGCCCCAGACCCGUGAGCACUUGCUGCUCGCCCGUCAGGUCGGUGUCCAGAAGAUCGUUGUCUUCGUCAACAAGGUCGAUGCCGUCGAUGACCCGGAGAUGUUGGAGCUCGUCGAGCUGGAAAUGCGCGAGCUUCUCAGCCACUACGGCUUCGAGGGUGAGGAGACCCCCAUCAUCUUCGGCUCUGCCCUCUGCGCCAUCGAGGACAAGCGUCCCGAUAUCGGUGCCGAGAGAAUCGACCAGCUUCUCGAGGCUGUUGACACCUGGAUCCCCACCCCCCAACGUGACUUGGACAAGCCUUUCUUGAUGUCCGUUGAGGAAGUCUUCUCCAUCCCCGGUCGUGGUACUGUCGUUUCCGGCCGUGUCGAGCGUGGUCUCCUGAAGAAGGAUAGCGAAGUCGAGAUCGUCGGUACCUCCAACGAGAUCCUCAAGACCAAGGUCACCGACAUUGAAACCUUCAAGAAGUCUUGCGACGAGUCCCGUGCCGGUGACAACUCUGGUCUCCUUCUCCGUGGUAUCCGCCGUGAGGACGUCAAGCGUGGUAUGGUCGUCGCCGCUCCCGGCAGCGCCCGUGCCCACGACAAGUUCAUGGUCUCCAUGUACGUCCUGACCGAGGCUGAAGGUGGCCGUCGCAGCGGGUUCGGUGUUCAGUACCGCCCCCAGUUGUACAUCCGCACUGCUGAUGAGGCUGCUGAGUUCAGCUUCCCCGACGGUGACGACUCCCGCCGCAUCAUGCCCGGUGACAACGUCGAGGUCAUUGUCAAGACCCUCCGCCCUCUCGCUGCCGAGGCUGGUCAGCGCUUCAACGUCCGUGAAGGUGGCCGCACGAUCGCCACUGGUCUGGUUACCCGUGUGUUGGAGAAAUAAACAGCCGGACCCCCGACUGGCUACCAUGUACUAUGAAUCAAAAUCUUGUCUGGGAAAUCUUAUAAUGUUUACACCAUCUUGCGGCGCGGGUAUCAGCGAAGGGGUGAAUCUGGGAACGCUGGAUCACUUGUGAUGGUGGGUUGUUCUGGAGUUUCGAGACAUAUCCAUGUAUCAUGUAUUGUAUUUGAAUUUUUUUUGUAGACUCGCUAUGCCUUCUCCUCUCUUCAGUUUCUGUGUCCAGAUGUCUAGGUCUGAAUAUAUGAACCGUUAUG
This is a messenger RNA of Aspergillus homomorphus CBS 101889, 1668 nucleotides long. Its product is annotated as translation elongation factor Tu. The coding region runs from base 74 to 1396 and encodes 440 amino acids. Gene Ontology annotation, cellular component: mitochondrion. The transcript has 5 exons. Lineage: Eukaryota; Fungi; Ascomycota; Eurotiomycetes; Eurotiales; Aspergillaceae. Gene Ontology annotation, molecular function: translation elongation factor activity; GTPase activity; GTP binding. Gene Ontology annotation, biological process: mitochondrial translational elongation. The record is from RefSeq and is a predicted model, not a curated record.